Molecule: messenger RNA, 617 nt
Organism: Apus apus (common swift)
Lineage: Eukaryota; Metazoa; Chordata; Aves; Apodiformes; Apodidae
Product: cytochrome c oxidase copper chaperone
Exons: 4
Coding region: 192-395 (67 amino acids)
Biological process (GO): mitochondrial respiratory chain complex IV assembly
Cellular component (GO): mitochondrial intermembrane space
Molecular function (GO): copper ion binding; copper chaperone activity
Source: RefSeq, a predicted model, not a curated record
CCGGGAGGGAGGGAAGGAGGGCAGUGCGGGGCAGGGCAGUGCGGGGCUCCCGCGCUGCAUCUCCCGGCCUGCCCGCGGGCCGCGGAAGGGCUGUGGGCGGGGACGCGGGGCCGCCGACACCGCGGCUUUUCGCAGCGCUCGGGCCGGGCGGGCAAGGCAGGGACGCGUGGCUGCCGGGGGAGCCGCCCGCCAUGUCGACGGUGGCUGCGGCCGGCUGCGGCGCCAAGGGCGCGGGGGAGGCGCGGGAGGAGAAGAAGCCGCUGAAGCCCUGCUGCGCCUGCCCGGAGACCCGCCGGGCGCGGGACGCCUGUGUCUUUGAGAAGGGGGAAGAAAAUUGUGAGCACCUAAUUGAAGCUCACAAGGAGUGUUUGAGAGCUCUGGGCUUCAAGAUAUGAGUGAGAUGAGCAGGACUGUGAAUGUGAUGGUGUCUGUGGUGUGAUUGUGUGCUGGAAAGCUGCAAAAUAAAUUAUUUCUGCAAAUUACUUCAAAGAAAAAAUAUAAACAAAGAAUCUAUUUAUAAUAGACUAUGCAUCACAUCUAUGGCUUUUCCACUGUUAGCUCUUCACCACUACUAUAGAAAAUGUAUUUUUUUCCUCUUAAUAAAAAUCUGAAAAUGA